GGCUGCUGUCAUGCAAUAAAUCUUUGUUUUGGCAGGAAUGACCCUGUGGGACCCCAAUGACCUGGAAAAGGAUACAAGGGAAAGACCACAACCCAACAGUAAUUUUGAAAUAGUAGCAUCUGAUUCAAUCGAGGAUAAAUCUUCAGCGCUAAAUGUGGAAGCCUCUCUGAAAGCAAGUUUCUUGGGUGGACUGGUACAGGUUGAGGGGUCAGCCAAAUACCUAAAUGAUCAGAAGACAUCCAAAAAACAGGCCAGAGUAACUUUGACAUACAAAACUACCACAAGGUUCCAUGAACUGUCAAUGAAUCAUCUUGGAAGAGGUAACAUAAAACAUCAAUAUGUGUUUGAUAAAGGAAUAGCAACACAUGUAGUCACAGGUAUACUUUAUGGCGCGCAAGCCUUUUUCGUCUUUGAUCGUGAGGUGUCUGAAAAAGAAAAUCAUCAAGACAUUCAAGGCAGUCUGAAGGUGAUGAUCAAGAAGAUUCCCUUCUGUUCUGUAGAGGGUAAAGGUGCCCUGAAAAUUGAAGACAAGGACACAACACAUGUUGAAAAGUUUUCUUGCAAAUUCCAUGGAGACUUUAGUCUUCCGAAAAAUCCAGUUUCCUUUCAAGAUGCAGUUGAAGUAUACCAAAGCCUGCCAACAUUACUGGGAACCAAUGGAGAAAAUGCCAUACCAGUGAAGGUCUGGCUGUUGCCACUGACAAGUUUAGAUUCUUCCGCAGCUAAACUUGUCCGUGAGAUAAGUAUAAGACUUGUUCAAGAAGCACAAACUGUCCUGGAAGACUUCAGUGAUCUGGAAAUGAGGUGCAAUGAUGCAGUGACAUCCACUACGGCACAGCAGUUCCCAGAGAUUGGCAAAAAACUUAAAGCUUUCAAAGAAAUGUGCUCUGAGUUCAAGCUGGAAUUUCAAAGAAACUUAGCAAAGAAACUUCCAUCAAUCAGAGGAGGUGGAGAAGAGGAGGCUGAGCUCAUAGAGAUCCUGAAGAAAAUACAUUCUUCUCCUUUCAACAACAAAUGCCUGAAUGAAUGGAUGGACUGUAAAGAGAGGGAAAUCAGCUUCUUAAAAUCUUUCACUAAAAUGAUGAAAAACACCCAGAUCCUCUCAUCACAAAAUCAGUUGUAUGAAGAAAGUGCAGAGCAUACUGUCUGUUUUGUUUUCACCUCAUUGGGAAAUCCUGAACUCUAUCUCUCUGCUUUAUCAAACUACUUAAAAGGAGCGACAAAAUCUGACGACCCCCAAGAUGCACAUACUCGUGAUGUUGAGAGGGAACAAUGGUACCUUUCAAAUGAAGUAGCAGAUGAAAUGAGGAAGAAAGCAAAGCUCUUCAGUGAUUUUGCAGAUGCCAACAAAGAGAAUGAGAACAUUAAGUUCUUUACAGUGGGUAUAACAAAUGAAACACAGAGAGGUUCAAGCAUCUACCUUUAUAAAGACAGCUUUGAGGUCAGUAAAAACUUUGAGCCGCCUUCAAAGCCUGAAUGUGUGACAGCAAGUGACAUAAACCACAACAGUGUAACACUGAAGAUCUCCCCUCCCAGAUUUGGCACAGACAACAUCACCUCUUACUCUGUUGAGUAUUGUGUCAAUGGAGAGGAUGGAUGGGAAAAACAAACAGUACCAAAGGCUGAUGAAGUUACAUUGAGUGAUCUGAACCUAGACACAGAGUACGAGUUCAGAUGCAGAGCAGUGACCUCAGCGGGAGUUGGGCCAACCAAUGCUGUCAGAGAUGCAAUUAAAACUUUACCUUGCAGUCCACCUGGCAAACUGGAAGUUGAAUCAAACUCUAGUGAGAUAUUAGUCAGCUGGGAGAAACCUACAGAACUUGGGCAGGAUGUCCAGAUAUUGAGCUACACUGUGGAGUAUGCGAAAAAAGGUUCAGAGUGGAAUCAAAUGAUGGCAAGAGGUGAAAAAGCAGUAAUUGAAAGUCUUCUGCCAGAGACACAAUAUGUUGUCAGGGUCAUAUGUGAUUGUGGUAUAGCUGGCAGAAGCAAGGAAAGCAUCACAGUUGAUGUCUUCACAGCUAAGCGUAAAUUUGCUCGUCUUGCUGAAUUCCUCAAACAAAUUAGCACCUCAAACCCAAACUCAGUUUAUCAACUGCCUCUGGAAGAAGAAGAUAUAGACAUAGAUGGCUGCCAGAAGUAUAUGCUUGGUAAAGAAAGCAUGAGGCAAAAUCGGACUAUUAUGGUUCUUGGAGCAACCGGAGCUGGGAAAUCCACCCUCAUCAAUGGCAUGAUCAACUACAUUGUUGGGGUUGAGUGGAAAGACAAUUUUAGAUUUAAAGUAAUUAAUGAGGAUCAGUCAACAUCACAAGCUCACAGCCAGACCUCUGAGGUCAUUGUGUACAAAAUUAACCACCAGGAGGGGUUUAAAAUCCCUUUCUCUCUGACUGUUGUAGACACACCAGGGUUUGGAGAUACAAGAGGAGUAACAAGAGACAAGCAGAUCACAGAACAGAUCCGGAGGCUCUUCAUCUCUGCCAAUGGAGUCAGUGAGAUUGAUGCCGUGUGUUUUGUUACUCAGGCCUCUCUUGCACGGCUCACAGCAACACAGCGAUACGUGUUUGACUCUGUGCUCUGCAUUUUUGGCAAAGAUGUGGCAGAAAACAUUGCGAUGUUGGUGACAUUUGCUGAUGGUCAGCAGCCACCGGUUCUUGAGGCAAUAAAUGUCUCUGAAGUACCGUGUCCAAAAAAUGAGUUAGGACUUCCCAUUCACUUCAAGUUCAACAACUCAGCAUUGUUUGCAAAAAACAGUACCUGUGAUGAAGAUGUUGAUGAGGACAAUGACGGCUUCACUGAGAUGUUUUGGAAGAUGGGAUCCAAAAGUAUGGAGAAAUUCUUCACUGCUUUGGGCAAGAUGACAACCAAAAGCUUGCUUAUGACCCAAGAGGUCUUAAAAGAACGUAAGCAGCUAGAAACAGCCAUUGAAGGAUUGCAGCCACAAGUUAAAGUAGGAUUAGCAAAGCUGGAAGAAAUUAAGACAAUCAAAGAAAAGAUCAAAGAGCACGAAACCAUCAUGACUUCAAAUGAAAAGUUUGAGAUUGAGGUGGAUAUUAUUAAGCCAGUGAAGAAACAGCUCACACAGAAAGGAGAGUACAUAACCAAUUGUCAGAAAUGUCAAAUAACAUGCCACCACCCAUGUGGUAUUGCAAAUGAUAGUGAGAAACGUGGUUGUGCAGCAAUGGAUGCAAGAGGAAUGUGCAAUGUCUGUCCUGGCAAAUGCAUCUGGAGUGUGCAUUUCAACCAGACAUACAAAUGGGAAUAUGUUCCUAUGAAACAGAAGCAGACACUGCAAGAGCUGAAACAGAAGUAUGAACAAGCUACAAAAGAAAAGUUGACUGUUCAGGGCCUGAUUGAGAGACAAGAAGAAGAGAUUGCUAACCUUCAGGACAUGAUGGUGUCCCUAAUGAAUCAGUCAGCCCACUGCAUAACUCGUCUGCAAGAGAUCGCCCUGAGGCCCAACCCUCUGACCACUCCUGAGUACAUUGAUCUGCUGAUUGAAGGAGAGAAAUCAGAGGCCAAACCGGGCUACGAGGCUCGAAUUAAGUCUUUGGAGGCAAUGAAAGAGAGGGCAAAACUCAUCUCCAAGGUAGCAAGAAAAGACAAACUCAAAAAAACAGAUGAGGAAUUGUCUGUGGAAAGAAAGGAGAAGAAAGAAAAGCAAGGCUUGGCCAAGAAAUUUCUUGAUUUCUUUGGAUUGUAGGGAAAGGCAUUAUUU
Molecule: messenger RNA, 3712 nt
Organism: Sardina pilchardus (European sardine)
Lineage: Eukaryota; Metazoa; Chordata; Actinopteri; Clupeiformes; Clupeidae
Exons: 1
Coding region: 38-3697 (1219 amino acids)
Molecular function (GO): protein binding; GTP binding
Source: RefSeq, a predicted model, not a curated record